AUGGCCAACUACCUGACAGGCAAGCUGAUAGCUACCAAUGAAGACUAUAAACUUCUGGAAAAUAUGAACAAACUGACUAACUUGGAGUAUCUAGAAAUGAAAGAUAUUGCAGUAAACAUAAGUGGAAAUCUAAAGGACUUAAGCCAGAAAUAUGCAGCACUUCAGCCUUAUCUGGAUCAGAUCACUUUAAUUGAGGAGCAAGUAGCAGCUCUUAGGCAGGCAGCUUACAAGUAG
Messenger RNA from Vombatus ursinus (common wombat), 234 nucleotides. Its product is annotated as biogenesis of lysosome-related organelles complex 1 subunit 2-like. Bases 1 to 234 code for a protein of 77 amino acids. Gene Ontology annotation, biological process: lysosome localization; endosomal transport. Lineage: Eukaryota; Metazoa; Chordata; Mammalia; Diprotodontia; Vombatidae. The record is from RefSeq and is a predicted model, not a curated record. Gene Ontology annotation, molecular function: gamma-tubulin binding. Gene Ontology annotation, cellular component: BLOC-1 complex; BORC complex; gamma-tubulin complex. The transcript has a single exon.